Molecule: messenger RNA, 1183 nt
Organism: Priapulus caudatus
Lineage: Eukaryota; Metazoa; Priapulida; Priapulimorpha; Priapulimorphida; Priapulidae
Product: synaptotagmin-17-like
Exons: 6
Coding region: 170-1183 (337 amino acids)
Biological process (GO): cellular response to calcium ion; regulation of calcium ion-dependent exocytosis; calcium-ion regulated exocytosis
Molecular function (GO): calcium-dependent phospholipid binding; calcium ion binding; syntaxin binding
Source: RefSeq, a predicted model, not a curated record
GUUGGUUCGCUGCCGAUACGUGGGUAUCGUGUGCACGCGCGCGCAGUGCGGCUCCGUUACGAUAGUCGGCAGUGCGUGCGGGCAGCGUAGCCGCCAAGUCUGCAGCCGACAAGGCUACGUCCACUUGGUUACAACAAAAGCCGACUAUUCAAAGAACACGACUACAGCGAUGAAGAUGGCACCUAUGGCGCAGCAGGACGGUCUGUUUGCCAAAGUUCUGAGCUUCUUGCUUCGCUGUGGUUGCGACUGCAGCGAGCUGUGCGACAGCGACUGUCUGCGCCCGCGCCGCAAGGGCUACAUCCGCAAGGAGGACAUCGUUUACGAGGUACCGAGCCAGACGUCGUGGACGUCGAUCGACCAGCGCACGUCCGUCGACAGCUUCAGCUCCGACUCGGAAUCCCGCCGCAGUAUCAGCACGGCGGGAGCCGACGUCGCCGGGCCCGCCCCGAUUGAGUUCUGGACGGCGAGCGUCGGUCGCGAGCACGCGUCGCCGCGCCUGCACGCGCCGCGCCGCCGCAGCAGCCUCUCCAAGCUGUCGCACAUACAGCCCGAUCUUUACGAGAGCUUCGACGAGUCGACGGACCUGACCGACGACGAGAAGAGCGCCCUAUAUAAGCUCGGACAGGUGCACUUCAGUCUGCAGUACGACGUCGCCUCGCAGGCGCUUCUCGUGAAGGUGAUCGCCGGUAGAGACCUCUGUCGGCCGCCCGACGACAGGCCCGAAAGGGGCCGGAGAGAGCCGAACCCUUACGUGAAGGCGUGCCUGCUUCCCGACCAGAAGACCUGCCAGCAGACGUCCGUGAAGCGGAAGACGGCGGCGCCGAACUGGGACGAGGUGCUUCCGUUCGCGCUUGCGCACAGCGAGGCGCAGCGGCGCAUCCUGGAGCUGAGCGUGAUGGAUCAUGCGCCCCGACAGCACGUCGUGCUCGGCCAGGUGCACCUGCCGCUGUCCGGAGUCAACAUCGUCAGAGGGCGCCACAUGUGGAAGCCGCUGAUGCCGAGCACAAAGGAGAAUCCGGAGCUAGGAGAGAUACUGCUGUCGAUCUAUUACCUACCCAGCGCCGGCAGAUUAAACGUAGACGUCAUCAAAGCCAAGCAACUGUUGCAGACGAACAUAACGGGCGGUUCCAGAAUAUCGAUAUUCGAAACCAAAAGUGAAGUCGAUACAGAAUUAUUUCCGUGA